Vicia faba (fava bean) is the source of this 744-nucleotide messenger RNA. Lineage: Eukaryota; Viridiplantae; Streptophyta; Magnoliopsida; Fabales; Fabaceae. The record is from the annotation of a GenBank genome assembly.
AUGGAUCAUCAUGAAAUCACCACUGAUCAAGUUCAAGGUAAGACACCAUCAUCUUCCACCACUUCAAGUGGAAAUAAUGAUGAUAACAAGAAGAAGAUGUAUAGAGGUGUGAGAAAGAGGAAGUGGGGAAAAUGGGUGUCUGAAAUAAGACUACCAAAUAGCCGAGAAAGAAUAUGGUUAGGAUCAUAUGAUUCACCUCAGAAAGCAGCAAGAGCAUUCGACGCUGCACUUUACUGUCUUCGUGGUCGCCAUGCAACUUUCAAUUUCCCUGAUUCACCUUUUCAUUUGGAAAACACUGCACUUUCUAACCAUCCACAACAGAUUCGAGAGAUUGCUGCUAACUUUGGCAACAAAAAUCCACAAAUUGUUAUCGAUAGUAAUAGUAAUAAUAAUAAUAAUAAUGAAAAUAUUAAUACAAAUGAAUCCAAAACUGUGGCUGAAGUUAUUGGCUCUUCGUCUUCUACUACUACUAUGAAUGAUAAUGUUGGGAACAACAUUGAUUGGACAUUUUUGGAUGUGUUGGAUGGUUCGAGUAAUGAUGCUAAUUUUUUUGAGCCUGAAAAUUAUGGUGGCUUCUAUUCUGAUUUAGAAAAGAUGAAUUCGGGUGAGUUAUUCAGUUUACCAGCACAACUACAACUAUUUGAGGACAAUAUUCAGAAGGAACUAGUUAAAGUUGAAGGUGAUGAUGAUGUUUAUGUUGACCCUUUUUCUCAUCAAUCAUUCCUUUGGAACUGGGACUUUUGA